Messenger RNA from Scophthalmus maximus (turbot), 2816 nucleotides. Its product is annotated as phosphatase and actin regulator 1. NCBI's taxonomy places the organism in Eukaryota, Metazoa, Chordata, Actinopteri, Pleuronectiformes, Scophthalmidae. The record is from RefSeq and is a predicted model, not a curated record. Gene Ontology annotation, biological process: stress fiber assembly; cell motility. The transcript is spliced from 13 exons. Bases 87 to 1718 code for a protein of 543 amino acids. Gene Ontology annotation, molecular function: actin binding.
CGGGCGGGGUGAGCGAGUCUCUCUCUCUCUCACUCCCCCCGCCGGUCUCCACCAGUGGACGCUGCCCGGCUUGUUGGCGGCCGAUCAUGGCGGCGGCAGCGGCGGCGGCGGCGGCCCCGGAGGAGGAGGAGGAGGUGGUGGAGGACCGCAGACCGAUCCGGAGGGUCCGCUCCAAGAGCGACACGCCGUACAUCACCGAGGCGCGCAUCUCCCUGCACCUGGAGACAGCGGAGGAAGUCGGGAGGUUGGCGGCGAUGCGCUCCGACUCGCUGGUGCCCGGCACGCACACGCCCCCCAUCCGCCGGCGGAGCAAAUUUGCAAACCUGGGUCGUCUGUUCAAACCCUGGAAGUGGAGGAAGAAGAAGAGCGAGACGUUCAAGCAGACAUCUGCAGUGCUGGAGCGGAAGAUGUCCACGCGUCAGAGCCGAGAGGAGCUCAUCAAGAAGGGAGUGCUGAAGGAGGUCUACGAGAAGGACGGCACGUCCCCGCCCUCACGGGAGGAGCUGAAGAUGGAGAAUGGACGUUCUCCGCUGUCGGACUCCGAAGGUUCCCUGGACGUUCAGAUGGCCACUGACGCUGCCUGUCAACAGGACCACGCCCAGAAAUCCAUCCAGGCUCCGCCCACGAAGAAGCCCGCCGUGUUUCCCGCCGAUGGCGGCGAGUCGACGCUCUCCAGACCUCCGACGCUACACAAACAACCUCCCGCGCUGCCGCCCAAACCCUUCGCCAGGCUGCCCAAUCACAUCGCAGACGGAGCCCCGGUGAAGUUGCCGUGCAUGUCGGCGAAGUUGUCUCCUCCUCUACCUCCGAAGAAGCUCCUGAUCUCCAUGGAACCCUCGCCGCUCGCCUUCCAGAAGUGCCCCGCCCCUCACGGCCACAUUCCAACGGGCGGGCACCUGCUGCCGUACGGGACCCUGCCCGCCCCGCUGCACCCGCCCAGCCGCAUCAUCGAGGAGCUCAACAAGACCCUGGCCCUCACCAUGCAGAGGUUUGAGAGUUCCAUGCUGCACGCCGUUCCCAUGGUGAUGAUCGAGUGCGGCGACGACAAAGAGAACCUCCCCAACGAGGCGCACUACGACGACCUGCCGGGGAUGUACAGGCACGAGGAAGAGGAAGAAGAGGAGGAGGAGGAGGAAGACGAUGAUGAUGAUGAUGACGAGGAGGAGGAUGAAGAUGAGGAGGAAGACGACGAUGAGGCCUUUUUUACAAGCACGCUGGCCAUGAAGGUCCUACGCAAGGACUCGCUGGCCAUCAAGCUGAGCAACCGUCCGUCCAAGAGGGAGCUGGAGGAGAAGAACAUCCUGCCGCUGCAGUCGGACCAGGAGAGGCUGGAGUUCCGGCAGCAGACGGCCACAAAACUGACCAGGCGGUUGAGUCAAAGGCCGACGGCCGAGGAGCUGGAGCAGAGGAACAUACUGAAACCUCGAAACGACCUGGAGGAGCAGGAGGAGAAGAGGGAGAUCAAGAGGCACCUGUCCAAAAAGCUCAGCCAGAGGCCGACGGUGGAGGAGCUGAGGGAAGCAAAGAUCCUCAUCCGCUUCAGCGACUACGUGGAAGUGGCCGAGGCCCAGGACUACGACAGGAGGGCGGACAAGCCGUGGACUCGGCUGACGGCUGCCGACAAGGCUGCCAUAAGGAAGGAGUUGAACGAGUUCAAAAGCACAGAGAUGGAGGUGCACGAGUCGAGCCGACAUCUGACCAGGUUUCAUCGACCGUGAGGCUGCUCGGCCGAGCGUUUUGUGUUCCACGGGCUUCAGGAGACUCGCUGCUUCCCUGUCCAGCGUCAGACUGACAAACUGGACUCGACACGACGGGACUUUGAGCCGUCGCCGCAAAAAAACCCCCACAGGAGCAAACAAACGGAACAAUCUUUUCCGAUGGAGUCGACUCUUCUGGCCUGUCUCCUCUCUGGAGACUGGAGGUUUUAACAGACUUCUUGAUACACAAAAGAUUUUAAUUGUCCAUCAGAAUCUGUGCCAAUUUCAAGGAGGUGGAUGACUUUUUUUUUUUCUUUUUAAACACUGGGAUUGUUUUCUUGCCUUUCACCAUGUGCUCCCUGGAGUUGACCUUACCUGGGGGGAGGGGCCUGCUCGGGUCGGCGCCGUGACAUCUCACUUAUCGUUCAUCUCGUUUUGCCAGAGGAAGGAAAAAUAGCCGGAGCUUAAGCCAAAAUGUCUGAAAGAAAUCCUAAUCAACAUCCCCAGAAAUUGUUUAAAAUAAUUUCAAAUUUCCUCCAAAUGCUUUUUCCGAGGCCACAAUCCCCCCGAUUCAGUUCGAAGCAACUUGACUUGCUCCGGAGGUCGUGACCUUGAACGCAACUGGCUGUUGGAAGAGUUCAGCAACCCACCGCGUCGCUGUGCCUCCCGCAGUUUGGUUCACGGGGAUGUAAAAGUUGCCAAAUUGACUCGUUUGAUUUCAAAUAUUAUCUCUGUGGACGCAGUCAAAUGUUGCUGAACUCUCUGAUUAAUGAAAAAAUAUAUUUCAUUGUGACGUACAAAAUAUGAAAACCCUGCCACCUUACUUUUUGUUUUUAUUCAUUGUUCAAUCCAUAGUAGGUGUAGGUGUGUGUGUGUGUGUGUGUGUGUGUGCGUGCGCGUGCGUGUACAAGAGUCAGUAAUGUUACUGUCGCUUGUAGAGAAAUAUUCUCAGAACUAUAAGACAUGUACAUAGCAAAGAAAGUAAGCAAGACUUUUCAAAUGGUUUUGUUUUUGUAAAGCAGAAAAAAACUGCAUGUCGUUAUUAAUUUAUUGUUGAGUCUUAUACGAUGUAUGCAGUUUCUUAAAGAAAGAAACUUAUUAAAACAAUUAAUAAGUUUA